UGGGGGCCGCGUGGGCGGGAGACGGCGCGCGACGGUCUGGGGACUGCAGACCCACACCAAAAUGGCCACCGUCCCUCUUGGCUUCGACAUCGAUGCCCCGCGCUGGGACCAGAGCACCUUCAUGGGCCGCCUGAAGCACUUCCUCAACAUCACAGACCCACGGACUGUGCUGGUGCGAGAGGAGGAGCUGGACCGAGCCAAGGCCUUGGUGGAGAGCUGCAGGGCUGGGCUAGUGCCACCAGGAAGCACCCAGGAGCAGCUACUGUAUGCCAAGAAGCUGUACGACUCAGCCUUCCACCCUGACACCGGUGAGAAGAUGAACCUCAUCGGGAGGAUGUCUUUCCAGGUGCCGGGGGGCAUGGCUCUCACUGGCUGCAUGCUCCAGUUCUACCGGACAGUGCCUGCCGUGGUUUUCUGGCAGUGGAUGAACCAGUCCUUCAACGCCAUUGUCAACUACACCAACCGCAACGCUGCGUCCCCCGUCUCACUGAGGCAAAUCGGAGUGGCUUACGUCACAGCCACCAGCACAGCCCUGGCCACCGCAGUGGGACUCAACCUCUACACCAAGCGCGCCCCCCCCUUGCUGGCCCGCUGGGUCCCUUUCGCAGCUGUGGCUGCUGCCAACUGUGUCAAUAUCCCCCUGAUGCGGCAACAGGAGAUCAUCAACGGGAUCAUGGUGACAGAUGGGGACAACAAUGAGCUUGGUCUCUCCAGGAGAGCAGCAGUGAAGGGGAUUGCACAGGUUGUCAUCUCCAGAGUCACCAUGGCAGCACCCGGCAUGAUUAUUUUGCCCAUCAUCAUGGAGCGACUGGAGAAAUUUCCCUUCAUGCAGCGGAUCCGGGUUCUCCACGGGCCUCUGCAGGUUCUGCUCUGUGGGGGUUUCCUCCUGUUCAUGGUGCCAGCAGCCUGCGCCCUGUUCCCGCAAAGAUGCUCCCUUGCACUGGCUGACCUUGAGCUGGAGCUGCGUGACAGCAUUGUGGCCAAGCAUAGGGACAAAGUGCCACACGUCUAUUUUAACAAAGGACUGUGAACAAAGACUACCUCAUGAACCAUCACACCCCUCCAGCCCCCCUGCCACCACCAGCCUCUGCAUCCUGAGCAGGGUUUAGAGGCACACACCAGGCAGAUCUUCCCCUCAGCCCAGCACUGUCUCUGCUGCCUCCUUCCCCUGGAGAGGCAGGAUCUGGCUCUGUGUGCCCAGUUUACAGCACUUUGGCUCAUCCAGAGCCCCUCCCCACCUACUGCUGGCUGUGUCCCUGCCUCCCCACAUCCCUCUUGCCCUGGGCAAUGGCUGGGCUUGCUGUGCCUUCUUCCUGCCCCACGCAGGCAGAUCUGUUCAGCCUGUCUAACCCUCAUGUGGUCACUGGGCUUGGCCCUGUGAGGCAUCAGGCUCUUCCUCAGGACUCAGAGCACAGUCCUACCUGCCUGCCAUUCUACCUAUAACCAAAGCACAUUGCUGCCUUAAACCACCACAGUGGCCUCUUACCAAAAGCUGGAUGACACCUUGGCAGGCAGGAAGGGACUUGUUGCCUCUGCACAGGGAGCACCCCAAAGUUUGGGCACCAAUAAUGGGACCAUGCAUUCCUUGCUCUCAGGUUCAGGGUUUAUUCACUUGCGAUUGCCACAAUCCAGGAAAGAAAUAGUUAAUUGUUUUUAAGCUCUAAUUUUUAGAGUCCACCUCUUCCUCUGAGAGCCAGCUGUUGCCUUUGUCCUGCAUCUCACUGUCCCCGUGGUAGGACCGAGGACCUGCAGCUUUGGGAGACAUUUGACUCAGCCCCCUUGAACAGGGGAAAGAGACAACAGGAGUCACAAAGCUGUGGAGGCAUUAGCUCAAGCUCUGAGUAGCAGCACUGCAAACAACAGAGAGAGAAGGGUUGGUAAAUAAAAUGCAAUGAUUUUUUAAAAAAACAACA
This is a messenger RNA of Colius striatus (speckled mousebird), 1913 nucleotides long. It is a transcript of the gene SFXN2, whose product is annotated as sideroflexin 2. NCBI's taxonomy places the organism in Eukaryota, Metazoa, Chordata, Aves, Coliiformes, Coliidae. Bases 62 to 1030 code for a protein of 322 amino acids. The record is from RefSeq and is a predicted model, not a curated record. Gene Ontology annotation, cellular component: mitochondrial inner membrane. Gene Ontology annotation, molecular function: monoatomic ion transmembrane transporter activity. Gene Ontology annotation, biological process: monoatomic ion transport; serine import into mitochondrion. The transcript has 12 exons.